AUGGCUGACAACAAAGUCUACUGGAACCACUAUGCACCAUUUUACGCUCAUUGGACAUAUCAACGCAGCUCAGAUGGUGUCACGGGAAAAUGGUUUCGGUUUCUCGUGACAGCUGCCUCACGCGAGGAUGCAAAGACCUUCUUCAGGGGCGUGGAAAGAUAUUCGAAAACAAAGGAUGCGAACAUUGUUUCUGUCAAGGCAGUUAAUUUGGCUUGGUGGACCUACGACAUCAGCGGUGGCAGCGGCUGGAAUAUUAUGUCCCUUGUCCAAAACAUUGAUCAGAUGAAUGCAUCUGCCUAUGGAGAUAUCGAUGAAUUGCGCGACAGCCGGGGCAAGAUCCUUGUCUCUAUUCUAAAUGAUGCGGAUGGUGGUAGCAGGUCCUGGCCGAUACUGCCUACCCAAGAUGUCUCUCUCAGUGACUAUCAACAUGGUUGA
Messenger RNA from Aspergillus pseudonomiae, 435 nucleotides. RefSeq lists its product as uncharacterized. The transcript has a single exon. The record is from RefSeq and is a predicted model, not a curated record. Lineage: Eukaryota; Fungi; Ascomycota; Eurotiomycetes; Eurotiales; Aspergillaceae. Bases 1 to 435 code for a protein of 144 amino acids.